AUGUCAGUUGUAUUAUGUAAAUGGUUUACUGUUGUAGUCUUUACAUCGAUAUCAUUAGCUAUUUUGGUCGUAUUAUCAGUUGGAGUACGUAAUGAUAAACCAACAAUUAAAACACUUAUUCUCCAAUGGAACAGUUUCCUCUACCAGGUGAAUUUGAUUGAUGGUGUAAGGUUCACGAAACGAUUUACAAUAAAUUGUGAGCUCAGGGAAAAAACAAGACUUACAAUUUGUCUUGAAUAUAUAACUCAACCUAUUCAUUAUAAUAAUAAUAUCUGGGAAGGAGGGUUUUCGCCAGCUAAUUUAUCAUUUUCCAGCUCUUCUCAAUAUCAAGAAAUAAUUCUUUUCAUUACAAUUACUGAUCCGUCAUAUAAUUAUACUGUGUAUUUUAAUACAGUAGCUAUUAAUAUGCACGAUUCAGAAUAUCUUCCGUUUGACGAUCCAUAUAAGAAUACAUCUAAUAGUGUCUAUUCAGCUUUUAACACGGCAAUUGAACACAGAAACGAACAUGGCUUGGGAGUAACAAAGAUGCGUUCCCGAUUAUUAUACAUUAACAUCACGGGUUCCACAUACCUAUUGUAUGACAAGACAUGUUUUUAA
Messenger RNA from Entrophospora sp. SA101, 597 nucleotides. Lineage: Eukaryota; Fungi; Glomeromycota; Glomeromycetes; Entrophosporales; Entrophosporaceae. The record is from the annotation of a GenBank genome assembly.